AAGCUAUUUCAGUCAUGAAAAGAACGAGAUGAUGAGAAGCCUUACAAAGAAGUCUCUUGUAAAAUUUCGGUAAAAACCUAUGAAAAAGUAGACCCAAGACAAACAUUUAGUGUAUAAGUUUUCACAGACAUUUUAGUUAUAAAAAGGACGUGAUGAGAUGAUGAGAAGCCGUACAAGAAAGAAAGAAGCUAUCGUAAAAGGAAGGACUGUAGUGAGUGUAAUCCCUUCCGGUGGCAGAAUUCUGUUGAUUGUUGGUGCCAUCUGUCGGGUGUUUUGGCGAGUCUGGCGGCACCAAUAUUAUCGUCCUGUAGAAGGAAGUGGGUCGAUGUUUUCCAGUUAUCGCAGGAGAUUGUUGCGCUCUUAAAGAUCAGUUAUUUGCAGCUAUCUGGACUGUUAUGUGUGAAAUGUGUGUGUGUGCUGUUUGUGGCGUCGCCCGGUUUUGAUUCGAGAAUGACGUGAGGAGGUUUUGCCCUUGGAGGCGAAGUCAACACUACUGCUGGUGGAGAUUCCCCUGGAAAAAAUCGUCACCAAUGUAUAAACAACUCCAAAUGGGCCUUCGCGCUUUCCUGCUCCUGGCUCAGAAGAUUUGGAGUUUCGUAUGCUAUGUCCUCCGCAAGCAGGCCAGGGUGGUUUUGCAGUACCAACCGGUCAAGUAUGAGGUCCUUCCAUUGUCGCCACUGUCAAAGCAUCGGCUUAGUGAUACAUCUAUAAUCUCAGCACCAAACAUGUUGCAUCAUUUCUACUUGAACACCAAACUAGGUUUAGUGAAAAGGAAAGUACUGGUGUUAGAUUUAGAUGAGACGCUAAUUCAUUCCCAUCAUGAUGGUGUUAUACGUCAGAUGGUGAAGCCAGGCACACCUCCAGAUUUUGUGCUGAAAGUAACCAUAGACCGACAUCCAGUACGCUUCUUCGUGCACAAAAGGCCUCAUGUUGACUUUUUCUUAGACAUUGUUUCCCAGUGGUACGACUUGGUGGUGUUUACAGCCAGUAUGGAAAUAUAUGGGGCUGCAGUAGCAGAUAAGCUGGAUGGGGGCCGGGGUAUACUUCGGAGGCGCUAUUACCGUCAGCACUGUACUCUAGACUAUGGCAGCUACACAAAGGAUCUGGCUGCUAUCUGUCCAGACUUGGCCUCUAUAUUUAUAUUAGAUAAUUCACCUGGUGCUUAUAGACAAUAUCCUGAUAAUGCAGUACCGAUCAAGUCGUGGUUCAGUGAUCCCCUGGACACGUCUUUGCUCAACCUACUGCCUGUUCUGGAUGCACUGCGUUUCACAGCAGAUGUGCGUUCAGUUCUAUCCCGAAAUCUACACCUUCAUCGUUUAUGGUAGCACUCAGGGUUGUAGUGAGUAGUGUGUGUGUGUGGCUGUGGCUUAACAAGUUAGUAUUGGCCACCGUUAUUGGUCUCAGGGGUAUGAUGAGGCUUGUUUCAGCCGCUUGCUGUGCAUUGACUCAUUGCACCAAGUGCUUCUUGUAGAUGCUACAACUUGACGGUUGCUUUCAAGAGAAGUCUCAGUGUACCCCCUACCCCCUUGGAUGUGAGUGGUAAGAGCGCGUGAUGAUGACACUAUUUGGUCUGACAAAUGGUUUGCAUCUCUACAAUGACUCAUUGCUUUUGCUGCUGAGCAAAAUGCCAGUUUUUGAAGCUAAAUCUUUUUAGACGAUAAAACGUAAUUUUAUGUAAAUAGCUAUUGACUACGAUUUGAUAACAAUGUGACUAGAAGAUGUGUGAGUUUGUUUUUAUAAACAGAGAAUAGAAAAUUUUGUGUUAAUCCCAGCUCUGAAAAUAUCUGGGUCUGUUGAGCUCUCCCAACCCAUGCUUGAGCUCUCCCCAAUAGAACAGAAAUCUAGAAACAGUAUUUUCCUGUAACUCAAACACUUAGUGUUUAUUCUCUUAAGUGACCCCACUAACACAUCAAGGUACAAAGAUUUUGUUUUAGAAUUUUGGUUGUAUACGUAUGUUUGCAUGUAAAGUAUGUGUGACAUAGUUAUAUAAGUGCUUUAAUGGCACAGUUGUGUUUGCCUGUAAAACAGUGAAUGGAUGUUGGAGUGAUUUCUGGAAAUAUCCUUCAAUGGUUGGCAAUGUUAAUAAUGAGAAGUUGUUCUCUGGGAGAUUAGAUUAGUAUAGUUACACUUACGAAACCCGAAUGACAUUCUGUGGCACUUUUGUUCAUUUGGCCCCAGGAAAGGCCGGUGAAGUCAUCUUUAGUUUUUAAUAGCUAAUGUAAUUACAAGGAGAAUUUGAAAACUAGAAAAAUCUAAGCAACCACUAGCUAAUUGUUACUAACAAUGUCAGGUAGAAUUUUUCUGGCUGUAAUCAAGAGUCAGAUGUUCAUCAGUAUGUAAGUGCAUGACAGAGUACUAAGGUUUGCCUGUUAUAAAUGGGAUUUUUGAACAAAGCAAUACAGUUUGUCAGGUGCAUAGUUGAAGGGUUUAAAGUUGUGUCAUGUAUAAAAGUUUUGAAGUUUUUCUACUUUGCUGAAGCUUUUAUAGAUUCUUCCAGAAUGCUGGAAAAGGUUAACCGACCUAGGUCAUAGUAUGGUUUCUUUUGCCUUAGUUAUUUAUUUACGUCCAUUUUAUUGACCUCCUCUUUUAUGAUUGAUAAAUACUUUCAAUUAUUCAGGUAUUACUACUAAGAAGAUUGGUCUUGAAUUCUUAAGACCUUUCUGCAGUCAAAAAAUACAAUGUGAAUUGUAUAGAGCAUCAAUUGGAAAUAGAUAGUCUGCUGUUGAUGUAAUAAAUAUUAAUUGUAAAAGAAAAGGGCAGUCUGGGUGAUCAUUAUUACCAGUUUAUAUAACGAGGAAACUUCAUAGGAGGUCAUAAAACAGUCGUAUUUUAUCAUGGAGACGCAUGUAUCUGGCUUUUCUUGAAGUGUUUUCUGUAGCUCACCAGUACUUUAGCUUUGUGGAUCUUCAUUGUUUUUGUUCUUAGAUAAUUAGCUGUUCUUGCAAUAGCUUUCACUGACUUGUUUUAAUUAUGUUAACUGUGAAAACUACACAUCACUUGAUGCAAAACUUUAUUUUUUUUUUAACGGGGUACUGUCUGCAGAAUUUCUUUUAGGGGAAAGGAAUGAAUUUAUGGAUUGGUAAAUACUAUCUUCCUUCAUGUCAAAAGCAUUGUUGCAUACCUUUAGGAUGAACUGUCAUAAGGAAUUGAUUUCCCCCAAUUGACCUGCAUACCACUUCUGUGCAUAUUUCAUCAUACACUUUAGUCACUCCUGUUAGUUGUGCAACAGUAAGACAAAUAGGGUUCAUAUUUUUUACUUAAAUCCAUUUUAGUAAAGUUUUCUGAUUUACUUCUGUUUUACAAACACACUAGAGAAACUAUAUUCAUAUUGUAUGGUAUGUGGAUGUCAGAAUGUGAAAAUACAGUUUUGGUUCAUUGAAAUGGGAAAUCUUGAGAAGUACUUUUAUUGUGAGUUACAAGAUUUUUAGGAAUUGACAUUGUGGAAUUUGGAUGUUUUUCUCAUUUGGCAACAAUUUCUCUUUCUCUCUCUCUCUCUCUCUCUCUCAGUGGUAUUUAUCAUGUGACUACAUUCAUAAAAAAAAGUUUUCCAUAACUAAGAUUUAGUUUAGAAUAUUUGCAUUGUGUGGUUUUGUGAAGUUACUAAACCCUUCUAAAUUUGUAAUAUUCUCUGUUUAGUUUUGGUCUCAUUUCUAGUUGAUUUAAUAAUGGUUUUUAAGUUUGCAAAAACUAGUAUAAAGUGAAACUGGGAUUAAGUUUGGUUUUGUGUAUAGUAUAUACUGUAAUUUUUUUAGUUCUGUACAAUAUGAGUAUUGUGUCAAUUGGCCAACUUUAUCAGACUUAAGUGUCAAGGAAUAUUAAUUAAUGAUUUGCCUUGUCUAUUAUUAAAGUUCUUAGGAAUUGCAUUUGGAACAUCAUAACAUUGUAGAAAAUUCUUUAUUAAAAUGUAGGAACAAUUUAGCCUAUCUUUAAGGAAAUAACUGUAAAACUGUUUAAGGUAGGCUUCAAAAAUAUUGUUUUUUAUUUUUUCUUUCAUGAUUUCUGCAAAGUUGAGUUCAAAACAAAGUACACUCUAUUUCAUGGUGUUCUAAUGCUUUUGAAAUGAUGCAGUUAUUUGGUGAUGCAGUGUAGUAGCUUGAAUUAUGCAUUAAGGGGUUUUAUCUUUUCAACAGGUAUUUACAGAGCUUUAUAUUUUACUAUGAUGUCUUAUAUGAUGGUGAGUGCUUACUGAAUUUUGAGUCAGUAUGUGUAAUAUUCUGAACAUAUCAAAAAUUCACUCUCAAGGAAGUAAAUUUCACUCAUAAAAUUGAAAUGCCAAACUUCAUUCCAGUUGUACUAAUCUGUAUUGUCUACUUGAAAUUGGAUAUUUCCAGGUUAUUCAACAUAUUUUCUACUAAAUUAGUGGGAAAUUGUGAAAUUUUGGCUAAGGAAAUUUUCUGGCAAUUCUAACCCCCAGCCAGUAAAUUUAUGUGAAAUCCCACUACUCCUGUAAUAUCAAAAUAUUUUUCGAUGACACGAAAUGUAUGAUAUUUUCCUACUUCAUGUAGUGACCAUGCAUUCACUCAAGUUUGGCAUAGCAUAGUUACGUUUUGUGUAUUUGACUGAGAAUACCAUGUAGUACAGUAGAAGCAAAUCUAUGGCAGGGCCUGAAAUGCCUUUUGGACUCUCUUCAAGAGGAGGAAUUGAUGUUGUAAGCUCAUUAGGUAUCUGGUAACUUGAGCCUGUGAAAACACACAUCUGCCUUCAAGUGUGCUCAGUUAUCCUAUUUAUCCAUGAUUGCAAGUUCCUAUACUAUUCUAGUUCUUGUAGGAAGAGAUUGGGAAAACAGAAUGCUGUAUUGUUUGUGCAUCAAAGCACAGGCGAUAGCUAGUUUUGAGGGGGGAUAACAGGAAUAACAUAGUAAGGAGUUUUUGAGUAAUGUAAUAUACUUUCUGUAGUUCCUGUGUAUAGUUGUCUUUUAACUGUUUGUUGGUUGUUAUUUUACAAGAUCAGAUUAUUCUAUGUUAAAAUUUAUUGUAUAUUGUUAAGUAUGACUUCAUAGAGCAUAGAUUAUGUGUGUGUGGAGACUCACAAGCAACCGUGUCCUCAGUACCAACAAAUUUAGAAAUUCUGUAAUUAUAAUACCCUAUAUAUAACAUAGCUACUAUCUAAAUCAAGAUAUUUUUUCACUCACACACUGAACUGUAUAGGAGAUGGAUAUUCAUGGUGAAUUUCUAUCUUUUGUGAAUGGGGGGAGGGAGGGGAUUUGCAACUGUACAGCUCAGCCAAGCUUGAAAUGCUUGAUGGUAGAGUUUUAUAUCUUUAAGCUGCAUUUUUGAGAUUCUGAUGUGUGAGCAAUUAUAGAACUUUAUUCAGGUUGAUUUUAAAUUUAACUAACCCUGAAAACAACUUCUCAUUUUCAGAGGUAUAAUUAGUGUAUUUAUUCAUAAUGGAGAAUAAUAGUUGAAACUUGGUUCAGUAUGAAGGUCAGUUUGGAAAGAUUUAUUCAAUAGUUUCUCAUUAGGUGCUGAAUGUCAUUGGAGUGAUGUAUUCAAGUGCACUUGCCAUGAUACAAAAGCAUAAAAUAUGUAUUCCUGAAUAGUCAUUCCAUAUAAAUUAUAAAUAGUCACUCUUUCAAAACUUGUAGUACUUGUACAUGGAAAUUUACCUGAGUAUUCAAUAAUCAAUAUCUUUGUUUAAUGGAAAUGUUUCGGCUACUGUCAUUAACUUGGAUAUAAUACAGUUUGUGUACAUAAUGUAUUUUUUUUUUGAGGUACUUUACAUUAUUUUUGACAGGUUCACAUAUAAUGGGCAGAAGAGGCAGCAGAAUACAAUGAUAUUCAGUGAGCAUUUUAGGGAGACUUAGUAAUGCUACUAUAUUAAUAUAUCUGAAUUAAGGUCACUGAUUCAUUACCAAUUAUCGCUUUAUUGCCACACAAUGUAUAGACUUGGCCUACCUAUUUGGAUGGUGGCUUUGGUCUUUAUGUUAAUAGUAUGUCAUUCCCACUUCUGCUUUGCAUUUGAAACCAUUGAUGCAUUUAUUUUUGACCGGAAGAAGCUCAAGAUUUGUUUUAGGAGUUACAUUAUUUCACUGGGUGCAGUACUUAACGUGUGAUUUACAAUGCUAUACAAGCAGUUUUUUGAGAAAUUAUUUGCUUUUGUAAUAAGCUGUUGCCUAAGCAUAUCCUGAGGUGUCAUGUCUACAUUUCAUUUAGUGAUAAUUAAAAUUUUUCCUUCUUUGAAUAUCUCUCUUUUGGAAGGUGUUAGUGUGAAAUUUUUUCAUAAUUUUCCUCCCUCAGCUGUAAAAACAGUAUUAAUGAUCUCAGUACUGGUUGAAUACUAGUGCUGUCAGCACUAAGGAAAGUCUGGUACUCUCAACAGAUAUUCAACUUUUUAUGUUUUUAACAAUUAAUAAAAAGAACCUAAAAUGUAUAGUUGGGUAAUAUAAUUAUAUUACCAGGUUUUACUCACCAUUGACUGUAUAACUGACAUGUUUGCUGUCUCAUGGUAACUGUGAAUUAGAAAGAUGUGCAGAAAGUAAAAUACUAUAACUGAAAUUGGCAGGAAUUUGUGGGUUGGUAGUGAUGGUUGGUUGGUGAAUGCAUGAAAACAAAUUAAAUGCGUAUGAAUCUGUUGUGCAAACAAGGUUUUCAAGAGCAUUGAAAAUAAAUACCUAGUGGGAUAUGUCCACCUAAUUGUAAAUAUGUAAUGUCACAAAUUAUUUGUUUUCUGUUAUAAAACUUGUACAGUAGAUUGUGCAAUUAUUUGUUGUGCAAGUUCAAAUAUUGUAGUGUACAGUAAUGAUGCAGUACAUAUUUUACUAUUAAUAAUGCUGCUGUCCUGUAACUGUGCUGAUGAGUUGAUGCCUGCUUCACCAGUCCCAUUCAGACCUGUCCAGUGCUGGCUGUUCACCGCUCAAAUGCUGCUGCUACUGCUGCUGUUGUAUAUUAUGCCAAAGUACUUAGAGUUGUGAUUGGAUGAUGUUUUUAUUGGCUAAGCCUGCAGUGAAAUGUAAAUUAAAUGAAACAGCAUUUGUGUAUUUAAAGCAAAUGAUAAGACCUGUUUUUACAGUAUUGUACAGUCAGUCCUCGGGUUACGAUAGGGGUUCCGUUCCCGGCAACCCAAAUCAUUGUAAUUAUAAUGGGAAUAAAUACCAACGGGUUACAGCAUUUCUGUAAGCAGGUUGAUAGAGCCAUGAUGCAAUCGCCUUAAGUCCAGAAUGACUUGACCCGAACCUGAUGUAACCCCAGGGGCUGCCUGUAUUUUGUUUUAAUUUUUCUAGGGGGAUAACAUUUUGCUGUUUCUUUUUCUUCCUUACAAUUCCUUGUUUCAGUAUUUUUUCUGAAUUUAAUGAUAUAUCUAUAUACAUUGCAAGGAAGAAAUCUAAUUGGUAGAUGUUGUUUGUUUAUAACUUUUAGAUUUAGAGUAAUUUCCACAUCCUUAAGUGUCCAUGGUCUUGUAACGUAAACCAUGCAGUUAUAUUUCAUGAUUUGCUACCAUCAUGAAGCUAUACUUUGGUUAGUCUUGAAUGUACUUACACAAACUUGAUACAUGUGCAUUUUUCUUUCUUUUUCUUUUUGCCAAAAAAUUUUCAGUUUUAGAAAGGUUUCUUGUUUUUGCUAGUUGGAAAACCUUUGGUUAUGAUCAAGACCUUGUAAAAGAUUUGAAAUGAUUAUUAGCUGUUAGCGGGAAUGUUCUUUCUUGGAAUCUGGUGAGUGUGACUUGAAUUGUGCAGUAUGUAGUGUGGAUUAGUAGAACUUUGGUUCUAUGUUCAUGAAGGCUUUUCUUCUGUUAUUGUAGUCCGUUUGUAGUCAUGCCAGAUUUGACUCCAGUGAUUAGUUUUAUUAAGUAGAUUUUGUAAAUCCAUUCAUAACUAGCUUCAUGUUGCUAGUUAUAAUGACCAUAUAUUUCUGUGCAUAAUCACCAUAUCUCCACCAAAUGCUUUUCAAGGGCAAAAAUCAUGUUUUGCACAGAUAUGAUUAAUUUAUUAUGCCCUUUUCAGUCCGGUAGUAUGAUUAUAAGCAUGGUGUCAAAAUACGUGGUUGGCUGCAUGAUAUUUGAUUUAAAAGAGUACUCUUACUCUUAUUCUACCAGUAUUUUUUCCUAAUAGUAUAUUAUUGGUUUUUUUUUUUUUUUUCUUUUUUUCAAGCAUAAUGUUUCUAAUUUUAUUUUAUAUGAAUGAAAUGUUUAUUUGUAAGGGAAAGUAAUUUUCACUUUAGAUUAAGUAUAUGUAAAUUUUUAUUUGUACCAAGUUGGCAAUGUCAAAACAUGGAAGGUGAAAUUCCAGCCACCUAUUCUUUAUGGAAAGCAUAGAAAUUCAAGCAAAUUAAGUUCUUUGUACUGUACGCCAUUUAUAAAUAAAGAAAAGAGGCUUAAUUUGCAAAAGUUUGAAAUUACAUUAAUGGAUAUUGAUAAAGGGGUUUUUCCACUUUAUAGUUAUUUAGCCUGAAAUCUUAUUGGUGACGAGUUUUUUUUAGGAACACAGUUUAUUGACUUCUUUUUUGGUGACUUGAACUAAUGCUCUCUCUCUCUCUCUCUCUCUCUCUCUCUUCGUAUCUCUCUUCUCCUCUCUCUCUCUCUCUCUCUCUCUCUCUCUCUCUCUCUCUCUCUCUCUCUCUCUCUCUGGAGAGGUAAAUGUACAUAAACUAAUUGGACUGGUGGCAGGCAAGCAGGCAGUAGAAGAAGGUAGCAGCAUAAGUGUACAAAUGAAGUAAAUCACAGGUGCCUGGCCGGUAGCAAUAGCGUUAAACGCAGAUUAUGCUGGUAAAAAGUUUCUUUGGAUGCUUUGAAAGUUGAUAUUGCAAGGCUUCGUGGUUUUCUUUUUUUCAUGCAUUGUAUCACUAUGAAAUGAUGUGUGCACGAUUUGUUUCAAGAUUGACAUUGUACAGUGGUUUAUUAAUGGUCUAAUAUAGAUUGGUGUUAAGAAUGGUUUUAUGUGACAAAAGAGUGAGAUAUUGGCAUUGGCAUUUAUGAUUUAUGUAGUAUAUAGUACAGUAUAUGUUUUUUUCAUGUCAUCAGACAUGUAAAUUCUUACAGUAUUAAGGAUUUAGUUUACUACCGGCCAGGACAUCUUUGGUAAAGGUAUUUGGGAGUCGUUCCAUUUCUCUGGUGGAUGUCAAUACAUCAGGCUGCAGACCUUUCAGAAUUUUGGUGAACAGAAGCUAGGUAAUGCAGUGGCUCCCUAUGCUAGUUACGAAAAAAAAUGGAUUAAAAAAAUUUAUUGUUCUUCUUACAAGAAGAGGAGAAAGUUGAAUGGAUUUCAUAAGUUCAAGGGUUAGUCUUUUAUCCAGUCAGGACUCUAAUGUGGAGCUAGGUAAAUGUGUGUGGACUUUCAUUGAAGGAUCAGUGGUUGUCUUAUUCCUGGGAAGGAAAGUGUGAACAUAUCUUCAAGUAAUUAUUAGCUGUUGAAAAUUUACACAUUUCCAACAACUGUAAUUGAUGCAGCAAAACAUCCCCAACCUCAUUAUAAACAGAUGUGGAGUGUUCCUUGCAAUGUUCUAUAGACUUCUGUAUUAUAUGGCAAAAUAAAGAAAAUCUCGUAUUUGUUA
Molecule: messenger RNA, 9485 nt
Organism: Macrobrachium nipponense
Lineage: Eukaryota; Metazoa; Arthropoda; Malacostraca; Decapoda; Palaemonidae
Gene: Dd
Product: CTD nuclear envelope phosphatase 1-like
Exons: 7
Coding region: 531-1325 (264 amino acids)
Molecular function (GO): phosphoprotein phosphatase activity
Source: RefSeq, a predicted model, not a curated record